Raphanus sativus (radish) is the source of this 842-nucleotide messenger RNA. Its product is annotated as 60S ribosomal protein L18a-2. The record is from RefSeq and is a predicted model, not a curated record. The transcript is spliced from 4 exons. Lineage: Eukaryota; Viridiplantae; Streptophyta; Magnoliopsida; Brassicales; Brassicaceae. Gene Ontology annotation, biological process: translation. Bases 137 to 673 code for a protein of 178 amino acids. Gene Ontology annotation, cellular component: ribosome; cytosolic large ribosomal subunit. Gene Ontology annotation, molecular function: structural constituent of ribosome.
ACUAGAAAACGAAAAGCCCACAGAAACGGCUUAGGGUUUAGUCAUAGAGAAAGCUCUCUUAUAGUUUUCUCAUCAAGCGCCUCCGUUUUGCUCUUUAGCUCUCCUGUCUCCUCUUUGGCUGAUCUCUCCGUUAAAAAUGGUUGCUUUCCGGUUUCACCAAUACCAAGUGGUUGGGAGAGCACUUCCAACAGAGAAAGAUGUGCAGCCUAAGAUUUACAGGAUGAAGCUAUGGGCCACUAAUGAAGUCCGCGCCAAGUCCAAGUUUUGGUACUUCUUGAGGAAGCUGAAGAAGGUUAAGAAAAGCAACGGACAAAUGCUUGCCAUCAAUGAGAUUUUCGAGAAGAACCCCACGAAGAUCAAGAACUACGGUAUCUGGCACCGUUACCAGAGCAGAACCGGGUACCACAACAUGUACAAGGAGUUCCGUGACACCACGCUCAACGGUGCAGUGGAGCAGAUGUACACCGAGAUGGCUUCUCGCCAUAGAGUGAGGUUCCCUUGCAUUCAGAUCAUCAAGACCGCCACAGUCCCCGCAAAGCUGUGCAAGAGAGAGAGCACCAAGCAGUUCCACAACUCCAAGAUCAAGUUCCCUCUUGUUUUCAGGAAGGUCAGGCCACCGACCAGGAAGCUCAAGACUACGUACAAGGCCUCAAAGCCUAACCUUUUCAUGUAAUAAAAAUCCAAAAUCUUUACAUGAUUUCUCCUUAUCCUCCUUUUCAACCAUCAGCUUAGGCUCCUUGUUCCUCAGUCUGAUCAAAACAUUGGAUUUUCAAAUUUUUGCAUCUUUAUCAACUUUGUUUUCUAGAUAUAUGAUAAGAUAUUCAGAGGACUUGUUUAAAAUU